AUGUCACUGGUCGAUCAGCUUGUGGGGACUAUUUCCACUCUCGCACCCAUCACCUUGUCCGUACCCACCACACCUAUCUUCCAAGUCUCUCGAUUUAUCCACCAUGUCACGACCACGCCCAUCCACCCUGUAUAUUUCCCUUAUUUGCGAUUUGGCGUGAUACAUGCCGUCAGAGUGACGACUGUAUGGGCAGGAUUGAAGAAAGGUAAAAAGCGAGGUGGACGAUUGCAAGAUCUGUUUGGGUAUUUGGCAUUGGCCUGGGGAGGAAGUACCGUCACAUCCCUACUCCUCAAUCAACCUCCUUCAUGGCUCAUAUCGCCUACACCAUGGAUCAUCUAUCCUCUCAUUUACACUCUCUUGGUUCCUACGGGAUUAUCAGCCUAUAUCGUCGAUACUUGCCCGACCCUCCUAUUCGGUAUAAUAGGUGGUUUUGUAGAUGGUAUGACAAGAGGUACGACCAUAACCUCCCUAGCGACAUUACUAUCGUCCUCAUCAAUCGGUUCUUCGGCCAUAAGUCUGGAUGGAAGUAUCAAUCUUUGGACAUACGCUUUGUUGAGUUUACUAGCUAUAUCAUCAGGAGGAUUGAUCGUAGGCGCUUUAAGUCUGAACGAGGAUGAGUGGAAACUAGGUACACCAGGAUUAUUGAAAGGUGGUCUUAUCAAUACGUUAGAUGCUUGGAGUGCAUCAUUAGUCGGUCUGUUAUGGUUGACUCUCACAAGUCAGAAUUCAAGCUUGAAACCUAUCAGUGAAUUGAUCCAAUCGUCCUUACCACACGAACUGAAAUCGUCAACAUCUUCUUCGUCAUCGGACGAGAAAGUUGCUGUGGAUAUCUUGGACGUACCCCAUGCUAGAGCUAUAUGUGUGAUGGUUUUGGGAGGUUUACUGGCGACUAAAGCUAUCAUCUUAUAUGUCAGAGGAAGCAAGACGAAGAAGGUGAACAAGGUAGAUAAGACGACUGAGUUGUUUAUACUGGAUGAGAAGGACAACGAAAAGACGAAAGUCGUCAAAACUCCAGUCAAAGUUGGAAGCAGCAAACCUACACCUAGGAAAAGUCCCAGAGCAAAAUCAAAGUAG
Molecule: messenger RNA, 1074 nt
Organism: Kwoniella mangroviensis CBS 8507
Lineage: Eukaryota; Fungi; Basidiomycota; Tremellomycetes; Tremellales; Cryptococcaceae
Exons: 2
Coding region: 1-1074 (357 amino acids)
Source: RefSeq, a predicted model, not a curated record